AUGAAAACCAUUCUCUCCUCCGAAACGAUGGACAUCCCCGAAGGGGUUAGCAUCAAGGUGCACGCGAAACUCAUCGAGGUUGAAGGUCCACGUGGGAAACUGGUUCGUGAUUUCAAGCAUUUGAAUCUCGACUUUCAGCUCAUUACUGAUGAAAAUGGGAAGAGGAAGUUGAAGGUUGAAGCUUGGUUUGGAUCUAGGAAAACCUCGGCUGCUAUUCGCACUGCUCUUAGUCAUGUGGAUAAUUUGGUCACUGGUGUUACUAAGGGGUAUCGUUACAAGAUGCGAUUUGUGUAUGCUCAUUUUCCGAUUAAUGCCAGUAUCGCUAACAGUAAUACUACUAUCGAGAUUCGUAACUUCCUCGGCGAAAAGAAGGUGAGGAAAGUGGAUCUCCUUGAAGGAGUUACUGUUGUUCGAUCUGAAAAGGUCAAGGAUGAGUUGGUUUGGAUGGAAAUGACAUUGAACUUGUUUCCAGAUCUUGUGCACUUAUUAACCAGAAAUGCCAUGUUAAGAAGAAAGAUAUCUGUAAGUUCCUUGAUGGUAUCUAUGUUAGUGAGAAAGGGACAACAAGCUAUGGCGAACCAUGGUCAACAAUGA
Lathyrus sativus (Indian pea) is the source of this 594-nucleotide messenger RNA. The record is from the annotation of a GenBank genome assembly. NCBI's taxonomy places the organism in Eukaryota, Viridiplantae, Streptophyta, Magnoliopsida, Fabales, Fabaceae.